This is a messenger RNA of Fusarium odoratissimum NRRL 54006, 1668 nucleotides long. RefSeq lists its product as uncharacterized. The transcript has a single exon. The record is from RefSeq and is a predicted model, not a curated record. Lineage: Eukaryota; Fungi; Ascomycota; Sordariomycetes; Hypocreales; Nectriaceae. Gene Ontology annotation, molecular function: protein binding. The coding region runs from base 1 to 1668 and encodes 555 amino acids.
AUGCCUCUGCCGCCACUCCCCGACUACGAAUCGUCCUAUGAGGAAUUCACUGUGGAUCCAAACCAUGAGUCCGAAACUCAUGGAUAUGGACGCCCUUACGCGACGCCUAUGUCGAUGAUUAAUCAGGAUGGUUCCAUUCUAUAUGAAACUGAAGACUUUGGACUACUAUAUCAGAUCGUUUGCUCGAACGAUGCAAAGACCCUUGAGCAGUAUCUCGCCGCUGCACCUUGGGUCAUCCCAGAGGCAUCUGCUGUUUUGAUAGGGAAGCAUGGCAUUGAUGACAAUGAGGAUUGCUUUCUGAAUGCAGCCCAGAGUGGAUGUCUCGAUGUGCUCAAAAUGCUUCUAACCCACUUUAUGCAAGACGAGGAUCUCGAGGCGCAGGCCAGAUUCAAGCAGCGCCGCUACAAGCUGCUAAACCGCGCCGCCAAAUGGGGUCAUAUCGAGGUGGUGAAGUACUUACUCGACAAUCAACCACUGUACGCCGACAUCCAUGCACGGGGCUCCUAUGGCCACACUGCAUUACUAUGUGCUGCAGAUCUCUACUGUACUCAGUUUCUCGUUCCUCCCGGUGGAGAUAGAGCUAAUGCCACCAAAAACGAAGCAGUGAUGAAUUUGCUGCUGGAUCGGGGUGCAUGCGCUUCUGAUUUUCUUCCCUUCUGGAAUGACAAGGGGAAGCCAAGCGCUACAGUCUUGAGUUUGGCUGUGCAGUGGGCAAGCCCAGAGUUAAUUAAGAGGCUUAUCGCUGGUGGCGCCGAUCCCAAUACCAUGGUAAUGCAAGGUCCUGGGGAGCUGAACUUUUGGAAUCAGCAUGAUUCGUUUAACGAAGUACCUGCGCUGUUUAAUGCCUGUACUCACGCCAACUUCAAAGUCGUUGAAACUCUGAUUGAUUGCAGAGGCACAGCCGUUGCUGUUGCCGACAUAUUGUCCUCUCGCGACGGUCGAGGAAGUAUUCCUCUCCACUGGGCCACUCAAAGUGAACUGCCAGUGGAGAUCGAUGGCUUCCCUGAUCUCAAGGAAAUAGCCCAAAGCAUCACAAGCACCAUCGAACUACUCCUCAGUCUCGAUCCCACGGCAAUCAACGUUCAGGACAAUGACGGGAAUACACCUUUGCACUACGCUACCCGGUCAUUGAGCCGACAUAACAAGCUGUACACAGCUGUCUUCGAGCUUUUAUGCUACAGAAGGGGCGAUGCUAGUGUACGCAAUAACAAUGGCGAAACCCCUAUGCAUACCUUGUUUCGUCUCCAUGGAGACGACACUACAAUCACCGACCAAGAUCCCGUCGAGACAGCCGCUAUAUCAAUCAUGCUCGCCCACGGUGCAAGCCCCACGGAUACUGAUAAUGCUGGAAACACGCCAUUGCAUCUUGCGGCCUUCAACCUCCAUUGGACCGAAGCCUUAUCGUAUCUCCUUGAGCGUGGUGCUGAUCCUGCUCAAGAGAAUCUGGAAAAAGAGACUGCAUCUCACAGAGCUGCUUGCGGUAGUUACAAAGGGCGUGAUAUUCUUACUAGAUCCGAGGAGAGAAUCAGAGCUCAGGAAGAUAUGCUGGCAGUCCUGGUGAAAGCUGGAAGAGAAGGGUUGAUGGAUCGGGGAGAUGCGGAGGGGAAAACUCCGCGACAGAUUUGCAAGACCACGAGAGAUGGGUGGGUAACGAAGGAUAUACGUUGA